This is a messenger RNA of Canariomyces notabilis, 1944 nucleotides long. Its product is annotated as MFS general substrate transporter. The transcript is spliced from 3 exons. Gene Ontology annotation, molecular function: nitrate transmembrane transporter activity; nitrite transmembrane transporter activity. Bases 316 to 1926 code for a protein of 536 amino acids. Gene Ontology annotation, cellular component: membrane. Gene Ontology annotation, biological process: nitrate transmembrane transport; nitrite transport. The record is from RefSeq and is a predicted model, not a curated record. Lineage: Eukaryota; Fungi; Ascomycota; Sordariomycetes; Sordariales; Chaetomiaceae.
CGCGAGUCCACGCGAGUGGGGACGGGGACGUCAUUCCAUCCGGUCAACCAGAUUGUGAGGAAUGAAAUCUAGAGAUACGGCUCGCCCCUUGUGAGAUUUCGGAUCACCAUCCGCCGGCUUCCUCUCCCGACCGAUCCCGCUUUUCCCGGAACGGGUAGGGCCCAUCUAGGUAUAACAAUGAUGAAAAUCCCCUGAGAUCGGAGAGGUGAGACCGCGUUGUUCUCCAAGGCUAUAUAUCUUGAUCUCUCGGAUUGCCAAGGGCUUGUCAAGUCAGUCAACACAAUCGACCCAGCCCUGAAUGCGACAGCCGGCAUCAUGGGCUUGAAAUUUCACCACCUCUAUGCCUCUCCCGAGGUCAACCCAGCCAGCCUCAAAGCCCGGUCGAUCCCAUUCUUCAACCCGGUCGACAUCUAUGGCCGUGUCUUCUUCUUCUCAUGGUUCGGCUUCAUGGUCGCUUUCUGGGCAUGGGCAGCAUUCCCCCCGCUGUUGACCAAAGUCAUCCAGAAGGAGCUUGGCUUAACGCCUGCUGAGGUCGCCAAUUCAAACAUCAUAUCCCCAUGUGCUGCACUUCUCGUCCGACUCGUUGCCGGACCCCUAUGCGACCAAUUCGGCCCUCGGAUAGUCUUCGGAGGCCUGCUCCUUGUGGGCUCCAUCCCCCUUGGCCUCGCGCCCCUUGUACAUAAUGCCGCUGGCCUGUACGUCAGCCGCUUUUUCAUCGGGAUCCUCGGGGGCGCCUUUGUCCCCUGCCAAGUCUGGUCGACUGGCUUCUUCGACAAAAAUAUCGUCGGCACAGCCAACGCUCUCGCGGGUGGCUUCGGCACGGCCGGCGGCGGCAUCACCUACUUCGUUAUGCCGGCCGUCUAUGACGCCUUCGUGUCCUACGGCCACACGGCCGGCGAAGCCUGGCGCCUGGCCUUCAUCGUGCCCCUGGCCGUGGUCAUCACCACGGGCACGGCGCUCAUUGUGCUCUGCCCAGACACUCCGACGGGCAAGUGGAGCGAGCGGCACCUGGCCAACAGCACCCCCGACGACGGCAGCCCGUCCCACAACAUGACCCCCGCGAAUUGCAGCGUUAUCGACGUGCCGGGUCGCAUCACCGACAAGCUCCCUUCCCCAACCGCCCCAAGUCUCAGCCUGUCCUCUCGACAGGAUCCAGAAAGCGGCAGACAGAAACCCUCCGAGAAAAACUCCCAUCUUGCGAACCACAAACCCAUGCUAGACCCGGAAUCCCAGCUGCCCAUCAUCACCCUGGCGACGGCAGCCAACACCACCAAGUCCGAAGUCGUCCAGAAACCCACACUAUCACAAGCCAUCCGCGUGGCCUUCUCCCCGCAAGCCAUCUUCCACUUGCUCACCUACAUGUGCUCCUUCGGGUCCGAACUAGCCAUCAACAUGAUCAUUUCCUCCUACUACGUGAAAAACUUCCCCUCGCUCAGCCAAACUUCAGCAGCCACCUUUGCCGCGCUGUUCGGGUUCCAAAACUUUGUCACGCGGCCCCUGGGCGGCGUCGUGUCGGACCUGCUGUACAACUACUGCGGCCGGUCGCUGUGGCUCAAGAAGCUGUGGAUCGUGUCGUGCGGCGUGCUGGCGGGCGUGUUUUUGAUCGUGACGGGCCGACUGGACCCGCACGGCGAGGGCGCCAUGUUCGGCCUGGUCGCCGUCGCGGGGGUCUUUUUGCAGGCGGGCAACGGUGCGAACUUUAGCCUCGUGCCCCAUGUCCACCCGUUUGCCAAUGGGAUUCUGUCCGGGCUGACGGGUGCCGGGGGAAACUUUGGCGGCGUGGUGUUUUCGGUCAUUUUUCGCUUCAUGGAUGGUGGUACCAACUAUGCUAAGGGGUUCUGGGUCAUUGGCGUGGUCAAUUUGGUGGUUUGCUUGGGGUUGAGCUGGAUUCCGCCGCUUCCCAAAGGGCAGGUUGGUGGGCAUUAAGGACAUUUUUCGUCUUUU